Molecule: messenger RNA, 624 nt
Organism: Ustilago hordei
Lineage: Eukaryota; Fungi; Basidiomycota; Ustilaginomycetes; Ustilaginales; Ustilaginaceae
Exons: 3
Coding region: 1-624 (207 amino acids)
Source: RefSeq, a predicted model, not a curated record
AUGUCGGUACAGGAAAAUCAACCCAAGGGACAAGCUAGUGUUCCUCCCAAGGGGCCGGGUCAUGACCAAAUGCCUCUAUGGAAAAGAAUGACGGAUACGUCGAGACGAUUCAUGAAAAGAGACCCACAGCUGAUGCCUUUGGCUGCUAUAGCACUCAGUACCAUCGGCCUAUACGCAUACUUUCACUCGUACAAAGUCCGAGACGUUUCUCGCGAAACUUCCUUGCCACGACACAGCGAGACAAAAGCUUCUGGUCGUGGUUCCUCCAUCGGCACUUCUUCCGGCGAAGAUCCUGGCAGCCAAACGCCCAACGAUUCUUCCGCCGAUAAAGGAAAGUAUCAGGCCGCAUCAGGUGGGUUAGGCAGCUAUCUUUACCCUCACCUCGAUAAAUCUGAGAAAGAGGAUCUGGAGAAUGUAACGGUGAGACCGGAAGAAGGAUGGUUCGGAAGAACGAUGAAGCAGGCUGGCGUGCGGGAUCAGAAGAGAAAGGAUCAGGACUUUGAGGAGAGAUCGAAGCAGCAACAGGAUAUAGUGGCUGGUAGGGUCGAGAGAGAGGGAGGUGAUGUGCCGGCUAGGGAGAAGGAGCAUUUGAGCGAUUUGCAAGGACAUAAGCGGACUAAGUGA